Molecule: messenger RNA, 2957 nt
Organism: Medicago truncatula (barrel medic)
Lineage: Eukaryota; Viridiplantae; Streptophyta; Magnoliopsida; Fabales; Fabaceae
Product: phosphate transporter PHO1 homolog 9
Exons: 13
Coding region: 163-2505 (780 amino acids)
Biological process (GO): phosphate ion transport; cellular response to phosphate starvation
Cellular component (GO): cytoplasm; trans-Golgi network; Golgi apparatus
Molecular function (GO): inositol hexakisphosphate binding; phosphate transmembrane transporter activity
Source: RefSeq, a predicted model, not a curated record
UUAGCCAUUUUACAAUGAAGCAAUAGAGUUGCACUCUUCGAUGUUUCAAAUUAAUCUAUGUAUUCUAAUUGCAUCUCAUAAAUACAUAUCUAAUUAAAUUUCAUUGAAAAUUGAAAUAUAGCUAUUUCUUUUAGCAUAGUGUAAGUUUCUAACUUAAAAAAGAUGAAGUUUGGGAAAGAAUUUGUGUCACAAAUUGUACCAGAAUGGCAAGAAGUAUACAUGAAUUACAACUCUCUCAAGUCUAUUCUAAAAGACAUGUUAAAGUUUAAAGAGGAAAAUGAAUCAAAAGCACCAGUGGCAUCAACACCAAAAGGAUCAUUGAAGAGAAGGCUAACUCUCUAUAGAGCUUUUAGUGGUCUUAAUUGCAAACAAAGAGGAAGUUCAAGUACGAAUGAGGAUGAAGUAAUACUUGUUCGGUCACAAGGAGAUGAAGAUUCAAAAGUGUUGUAUCAAACCAAGUUUUUAAACCCUUAUGAAGAUGGAGCAGAAAGAGAUCUUGUCUUUUUCAGGAAACUUGAUUUUGAGUUUAACAAGGUUAAUGGAUUUUAUAAGAAGAUGAUGAAGGAAGUUGUUGAGGAAGCUGAGGAGUUAAGCAAGCAAAUUAAUUUUCUUAUUGCUCUUAGAAUAAAGGUUGAUAAGGUUAGGUUUGGAAAUCUUGAUAGCAAUGAAAACUCUUCUUCAACUUCCAUUAUGCAUCAUGUAAGUGAUGCCAAACAUGGUCACUCAACUCUACACAUGGACGUGAUUCAUGAAGUUGAGAUGAGCCAAAGUCAUUCGAACGAUGAAGAUAUAAAUCAUGCGGCACAAACUAAUUCCAAGACUUCCAUACAGGGUUUUAGACCAGCUCCUUUAGAGAUUCUUGAUCAUGUGAAGAUCAAUGUGAUCACACCAGAAACUCCUGUAUCAACCAUAAAAGGGAUUCUUGUAAGUUCAAAAUCUAACAUAGAAUUUAACAAGAAAGAACUUAGGAAAGCAGAUGAGCAACUUAGCGCAGCCCUAAAAGAGUUUUAUCAUAAGCUAAGGCUUCUAAAGAGAUACAGCUUCUUAAACUUAUUGGCAUUCUCAAAAAUCAUGAAGAAGUAUGAUAAGGUUUCUUCAAGGAACGCAUCAAAAGAUUACUUAAAGAUGGUGGACAGUUCCUAUGUUGGAAGCUCAGAUGAGGUUAAUAGGCUCUUGGAAAGGGUGGAACAUGCCUUCAUUAAGCACUUUGCAAAUGGGAAUCAUAGAAAAGGAAUGAACAUAUUGCGACCGACCGCAAAGAGGGAACGGCAUCGACAAACAUUCUUAUUAGGACUAUUAACUGGUUGCUCAAUUGCUCUCAUUGUAGCACUAAUUAUACUUAUACAUGUAAGACGUAUUGUUAAUACUAAUAGUGAAGGGAGAUCUAAAUAUAUGGAAACUAUAUUUCCACUUUAUAGUCUCUUCGGAUACAUCGUCUUGCAUAUGGUCAUUUACUCUGCGGAUGUAUACUUCUGGAGGCGUUUUAAAAUCAACUAUCCAUUUAUAUUUGGAUUCAAGGAAGGAACAGAGUUAGGUUAUAGAGAAGUAUUUCUUCUUAGCACUGGCCUUGCAGUACUUUCAUUGGCUGCUGUUCUCUCAAACUUAAACAUGGAGAUCGAUAAAACAACACAAAGUUUCAAAGCUAUUACAGAAUCAGUGCCUUUAGGCCUUGUCAUAGUUGUGCUUGCCAUAACAUUUUGUCCCUUCAAUAUCAUAUAUAAAACCAGCCGCUUCUUCCUUGUUAAAUGUGCAUUUCAUGCUAUUUGUGCUCCUCUCUACAAGGUCAUCUUUCCAGAUAAUUUCUUGGCAGACCAGCUUACCAGCCAGGUUCAAGCAUUUAGAAGUUUGCAAUUCUAUGUUUACUACUAUUUUUACGGGGACUUCAAGAAGAGAUCAAACAAGUUCAUGGAAGAAAACAACUAUAAAAUAUUUUAUAUAAUUGUAGCUAUUAUUCCAUUCUGGAUCCGUUUUCUUCAGUGUCUUCGAAGAUUAUUACUUGAAGAGAGAAAUAAAAUGCACGGACUCAAUGCAUUAAAAUACAUCUCAACAAUAGUUGCACUUACAAUGAGGACUAUUGAUCAGUUUAGCCCAGGAACGGUUUGGAAAGUUCUUGCUGCAAGUUCCUCAGGCAUUGCAACAGUUGUUAAUACCUAUUGGGAUAUUGUCAUUGAUUGGGGUUUGCUAAGAAAGGACUCAAGAAAUCCAUGGUUAAGAGAUAAACUCUCUGUACCUUACAAAAGUGUAUAUUUUCUUGCCAUGGUGUUGAAUGUUAUACUUAGGCUUGCAUGGAUGCAAUCGGUUUUAGGCAUUAAGGAAGCUCCUUUCCUUCAUAAAUCAGCUUUGACUGCUGUUGUAGCUUGCUUGGAGAUACUUCGUCGCGGCAUUUGGAACUUUUUCAGGUUGGAGAAUGAACAUUUGAACAAUGUUGGAAACUAUAGGGCAUUCAAGUCGGUACCUCUUCCUUUCAAUUAUCAAAUUGAUGAUGAAGACAGCUCUGAUACAUAAACAAGGAUGAAGACAGCUCUAAAGUGGUUUGGAGUAAUUACAGUACUUGUUGGUGCGGAUUUCCAUGCAACUAGAAAUUUUUUUUGGCCAAUUCGAAAACAAAAAGAGUUUGAAAGGUUUAUUAUUGGAAUGUCACUCAACUAUUUAAGGAAUUUGGUGUGCUAUGAACUCACUAAUCUUUUCAUCUAAAGAUCAUUCUAUGGAGGAGGUGGUUGAUAGCAUAAUAUGCGCUUCAUGGAAAAAAAUUUUGGCCAAAUAUUCUAAAAAAUUGUGUAUGUAAUAUGAAUGGUUUCAUAACCUAAGAUAACAUUGUUGUAAAAGUAUGUGUCACCAAGGAUUUAUUUUUGGUUGGGCAAAGUACCCGUUGUACUUUAUUCUUUUCUUAGAUGUAAUACUUCUUGUACUUGAUUCAAUGUUUCUUUAUAUGUAAUUUUUGCAAUUAAAAAGGUAAA